GUGCGACUGUGGGUCAGGGAGGGUCUAGCACGAGCCUCUAUUCCAAUUCAAGCUCACAGACGUAUGCCGGAAUGGACUCAGGUACGCACGCGCACACAAGUAGUGGGGGGGGGGGGCACAGGCCCACAGCCACACCCAACGUAUUCGUGGCAGGAGCUGGCUGGUCUGACUGUCAUUACAGAAGAGACUGCGCAGAGCAGCACAGCGCCGCCCUCACGAGGCCCAUACACCCCCCCAGCCAACCACCGCGGAGGCAUCAACGACCUGGCCUAUGUCUACCUCAACCCCUUCAGACUUAUUGUCAGUGCGGGCGCAGACAGCUCAGUGAAGGAUGUGAUCAUAUCUAUCAACCAGGAUGUGAUCAUAUCUACCAACCAGGAUGUGAUCAUAUCUAUCAACCAGGAUGUGAUCAUAUCUAUCAACCAGGAUGUGAUCAUAUCUACCAACCAGGAUGUGAUCAUAUCUAUCAACCAGGAUGUGAUCAUAUCUAUCUACCAGGAUGUGCUCUUGAUUAGACGCUGACUCAGCCAAACACCGUGGCGAAAUCUAGUAUCUGGCGAUACAUAGCCCAUACACUCAGGUUCAUCAAAACGUUGGGCAAACAAUUGAACACAACAGAAUCGAAGUAGCCAGGAGUGUUCAUCCACAGGUUCCAUGUGUUUCCUGCCUACCCCCGUGACGAGUACAAUGAAGGUAGUAGGUGGCCGCACAUGAGUGCACUCAAGAGACCGAUAUUCCAUCCCGUGGGCCCUGUGAGCCCAGAAUUCUUGUGUCCUGUGUGCAUAGUUUUACCGCCAAAACAAAAUAAAAGGGUAUCCUC
Molecule: messenger RNA, 820 nt
Organism: Sphaeroforma arctica JP610
Lineage: Eukaryota; Ichthyosporea; Ichthyophonida
Exons: 2
Coding region: 64-522 (152 amino acids)
Source: RefSeq, a predicted model, not a curated record